Stylonychia lemnae is the source of this 963-nucleotide messenger RNA. Lineage: Eukaryota; Ciliophora; Spirotrichea; Sporadotrichida; Oxytrichidae. The record is from the annotation of a GenBank genome assembly.
AUGGCAGUGCCAAUAAUUCUUUGCAGAAUACAUUCACAAGGUGGAAAGACAAAUAUUAGAGAGUCUGAUCCUGAGGUAUCUCAAAGGUUUAAUAAUACAUAAGGCAAACCUUUUGACUUUAAUCAGACUUUACAAAGAACAGCCAACCACAUGCAAACAAUUUAGAAUCCUGAGGAGACCUUGUCAGCUGCUAGCAGUGCUUAUGUGGGAAGAAGUAAAGCAAAAUAGAUAAGGAACAACUCAGCAAACAGAAGUAAAAGAUCUCAGGUUAAAGGAGAACACGUGAGAGUUGUAGAUAACAUGCAUGUAUACCUUCCAGUUGGAUACUUUUAGUAUACUGGAUAUCUUCCUUCUGAGAACAAGAGACAAAGAUUCAAUGAGGAAAUUGAGCAAACCAGAAAGAACCAGGAUGACAACAGAUCACUUGCCUCGAAGAGAAGUUAAAGAGUCUCAAAGUCACUAAUGAACUCUGAUGGCUUCAAACAGAGAGUAAUUGAAAGAAUAGGCUAACUUAACGAUAAUGGAGACAAUAGAUUAGCAGCUCAAGUGGCUCAAAGUAUGACUGGAGGUGGCUUUGGCAGAGCCUCUACGAUCACUCAUGAUAACAUUAGACACUUCGAUGUAAACCCUCGCAAGUAUGAUAUAGAUGAUGAUGCUGUGGAAUUCGACGACCAAAACCAAGGUGAUGAGAAUCGAGAUGAGGUUAGAGAGAACGGAACUAUUAAUCAUCAUUAUAACAACCAGUCAGCUGAAAGAAAGCCUGCAACUUACAAGAAGAGAACUAUCAUUAGUGCAGAUGGCAGUGUCAGAUCAACAAAAACCUAUAUCUCUACUCUGGAGUAAUAGCUAACUAAGGAGAGAAGAGAAAGAGAGAGACUUGAGAGAGAGGUAGAGGAGCUCAGAAAGAUCAGCAGUGAGAUUAGUAGUAAAUUAGGUUUAUCUACUCAAUCGAAUCACAAAUGA